CAAUUUCAAUUUCCAGCCUAGAAUUAAUAAUACAUAAUCGAAAAAAUGCGCAACUAAAACAGAAAAUUUAUGUGUCCAAGUGAACAAUUACACGGCUUAUAGAGAUGGGAACGGUACACGCGAAAGCCGACGAUAGGAGGAACAUUUUGGGAGAUACGGUGGAAAAUUUGAGUGGGAAUGAGAGGCAGCAGGAUAAGAGGCAGGAGGAUAUACAGUGGGAGGGUGUGAGGGCCAGAGUGGAUAAAAUACAUAUAGACGGCCUUGCUCGAACCAAAGAUGACAUAAUUGAAGAUUGCAUUCGAGAUUUAUUUAAAGCAAGCGAUUUUCAAGAUGUACUACUUAAAGCACACAGGGCUCGAUUGAAACUGGACGAAUUGGGCUGUUUCAAAAAUAUCUCUGUAUAUAUUGAUACAAGUAAAGGCCCAAAUGCCACACCUGAUGGUUUGGAAGUUACUUUUAACGUAAAAGAGUUAAAACGUCUUACAGGUGGUAUUAGUACUCACGUUGGUAACAAUGAGGGGGCUCUUUUGGUGGGCAUGAAGGCCCCAAAUAUAUUGGGUAGGGGGGAAAGAGUACAGGUCGAGUACACUCAUGGAUCGAAAAAAACUAGCAAUUUUAACAUUGGUUUUGUUAAACCAUUCAGAGGGCGCCACAGACCUGUUUUUACCACUUCACUGUUUCAAGCGCAUUCAGAAUGGCCAACAUCUGGAUACAAAUCUAUUGAAAGAGGUUUGUUGUUGGAUUUUGCCUUUCAUUCAUCUUCACUGGUGAAACAUAAUUUACAAUGGAGUGGCGACGUAAGGGAUUUCAACUGUUUGAGUCGUUCCACUUCUUUCGACGUUAGGGAACAAUCCGGUUUGAGUUUAAAGUCGGCCUUAAGACACAUUUUAUCGAUGGAUCUAAGGGACGACCUAAUAUUUCCCACGCAGGGAAGUUUGUUCGAGUUGACAUCGGAAUUCGCCGGCCUAGGUGGCGACGUCGGCUUCAUAAAGAACAAGUUCACUUUCCAAAGCAACUAUUCCGUAAUGGAGGACAUUGUUUUCCAAGGCAGCCUCACCGGCGGCGUCAUGACGCCGACAAGUCCCGACAUGAAGAUCAGCAUGGCCGACAUGUUUUACCUGGGUGGGCCCCUGAGCGUCAGGGGCUUUCAGCUGAGGGGCGUAGGGCCCCACUCUGAAGGCAACGCCUUGGGGUCGAUGUGCUACUGGGCUGCAGGGUUGCACCUGUUUGCGCCGUUGCCGUUCAGGCCAGGUAGAGGUGGGUUCGGCGAACUGUUCCGCACCCACCUCUUCGUGAACGCCGGCAACGUUGGAGACUUCAAGUUGGAUGACAGCAACCUACUGUCAACCAUCCAGAAAAACAUGCGUGUGUCUUACGGAUUGGGUUUGGCAUUGAGAUUAGGCAACAUGGCGCGCUUGGAAGUCAACUAUUGCUUUCCAUUGACGUUCGAUAAAGGCGACCACACGCAGUCAGGCGUUCAGUUCGGAAUCGGAGUGAAAUUCCUGUAACAAACCAUCAGCCCAAAGUGUUCAUAAGGAGGUUUUUAGUGCAUUUAUUUAAUUUAGUUUCGAUUUAUUUUCAGGAGGAAUAAAUUAAAUGUACAUGCAUUAGUCUUUGUUGUUAUUAUUGUGAAAUUCUACAAGUGAAGUUGAAUAAAAUGUUGAUACAAA
This is a messenger RNA of Brassicogethes aeneus, 1670 nucleotides long. NCBI's taxonomy places the organism in Eukaryota, Metazoa, Arthropoda, Insecta, Coleoptera, Nitidulidae. The record is from the annotation of a GenBank genome assembly.